UAUUUUUUAUUUCAAUAUGAAUUAUGAAUAUUUUUUAGGUUAUACUUGAAAAUGUCUUUAAGAAAGUAUUGUAAAGUUUUCCCUCAAAUUAUAAAUUACAUAAAAAACAACAAUACGUUAUGGUGUCGGCCGGUACUAUUUCACUUAAAUCAAAAUUACGUAGCUUCAUGCAAUUCGCAUAAUAAAGUAGAUGUACGAUUUUCAUCAACCAGUACUAGUCCAAAAAGGUUCGAGAAGAAUUUGAAUUUGAAGCAAAUAUAUUAUGGAGUUUUGACUCCUCAGAUACGUGCAGUUAAGAUAUUCUCAUUAUCAUCGAGCAUAGUUGGUAUUGUAGCGCAACCAUUUCUAUACAAGGAAAUAGCUGCAUCAGGAAAUGUACCUGUAAUUAUAGCUGCCUACUCUUUCAUUGGAUUCUUUACUGUUGUUACUCCUAUAUUACUGCAUUUAGUAACAAAAAAGUAUAUCACGCACUUGGAAUAUAAUGCAGAAAGUAACAGCUAUAUCGCAAAAACAGUGAACUUUUUAUGUAUGACUAAAGAGACUGAAUUUAAACCGGAAGAAGUAAAAGUUCCAGAUGUCCCUGGUUUGUUUACGACAUUUUUUGCAAAGGGGAAAGCUUUAUUUUUGGAUCCUAGACUAUUUGACCAACCUGAACACUAUGCUAAAAUUAUGGGCUUUGACAAACCGCUCGAUUUUAAACUAAAUGAGAAACCUCCCCCUCAGACGUAGAAAGAAACGUCAUAACAAAACCGUUGUUGAAUUAUGAAAGUGGAUGUGUUUGUACUGACUGUAGUUAUCUAAAUUGUUUAGAUUUAAUUUAAUGUGAUAA
This is a messenger RNA of Anoplophora glabripennis (Asian longhorned beetle), 829 nucleotides long. RefSeq names its product transmembrane protein 70 homolog, mitochondrial. Gene Ontology annotation, cellular component: mitochondrial membrane. The coding region runs from base 52 to 729 and encodes 225 amino acids. Lineage: Eukaryota; Metazoa; Arthropoda; Insecta; Coleoptera; Cerambycidae. The transcript has 3 exons. The record is from RefSeq and is a predicted model, not a curated record. Gene Ontology annotation, biological process: mitochondrial proton-transporting ATP synthase complex assembly.